Messenger RNA from Mollisia scopiformis, 846 nucleotides. RefSeq lists its product as uncharacterized. Bases 179 to 667 code for a protein of 162 amino acids. The transcript has a single exon. NCBI's taxonomy places the organism in Eukaryota, Fungi, Ascomycota, Leotiomycetes, Helotiales, Mollisiaceae. The record is from RefSeq and is a predicted model, not a curated record.
CCUGGAAUAUUAUAGCCUCGAGCUCGGUACACACAGUUUCAGCGACUUGGUAGAAUACAUCAACCGCCCGAAGGUCUAUAUCAACUGGCAAUCCGAUAUCCUCUGUCUAAUUAGUUGCUUCGACUCCAUUGAUUGGGAAGGCGAUCUGACGUCUAAGGGCUCCGCGCUAGAAAGGCUGAUGUCCGAGACCAAGAUGCGCCGACUUGCUAUCUCCAUGAAGGAGUUCAAUGUCUACAAACACGAGUUAUCUAGUCUUGCACUGGAUGGGAUUAUGAUAUACCUUGCUCCCGGAAUCAAAAAUUGGGACGAAGGGAGAGUAGGGAAGUAUGGGCUCCCUCGUGGAUGUGAAUGUGGCUGUUGUGAUAAGGUCCCCCCUUCGAAAUUUGCCAUCACCCUGGAAGAUCGCAAAAAAUGUCAUAAAGCGACAGCGAGUGCGGCGAAGAGACGGGUGGCUUUGGAAAAGGGCAACAACUCGUUCAUACCACGUGUCCCCAAAGCCCAGUAUGAUGACACAGUCGACACUGUGCAUGAAACCGCACAAGAGCUUUUCGAUCAGUUCAAAGACUCGAAAUGGAAGGUAUCUGGAGGACCAAAGUUCACGGUCAAGAUAUUGGAGAUUGACAAGAGUGUACAAUAUGAUGCAUACGAGGCAAAGCGAGCUACGUGAGAACAGAAGAAGCAGGAUGCACGGGAGAAUCUGAGACGUCGAUAUUUGGAAGUCUUGGUAUUCUGUGAUGAAUUUUGGAAUGGAUGGAUCAACGAGCUGUACUCUAGUCAACCGGGUGGUACUCUUUGGCGGUGUACAUAGUAUCGAGGGUGUGAAGCCUCAACUCUGAUAGAAAAUCC